UUCAAAAGAAACAGAAUUGAUGUAACACUUGAAGCAUGAAUCUUACGGAAAUUACCGAACCAAAUCGGAUAUGGCGAUCAUGUACCAGUUUCAACCGGUUUACAUGUUUGGGAGUUUUCAUCACAAAUUGGACAAGAAAUCGAAUUGGAAGGACAGCAGAACAAGAAUUUGUUAUCAAAGCUUUAAAUGCAGAAACUAUAUUUUUAUAAAAGACAAAGAUGACUUUGGCAGACCAAGCAGCAAAAUUACUUGACUUUAAUCAAAAACUUGAUAUUACUCUUCUAGACAAUAUUGUAACAUGUAUGUACAAUGGAUCCGGACCGCAGCAAAGAACGGCUCAAGAGGUACUGACAACAUUAAAAGAACAUCCAGAUGCAUGGACCAGAGUAGAUACCAUUUUAGAAUUUUCGACAAACCAACAGACCAAAUACUAUGCAUUACAGAUCCUUGAAAAUGUUAUUAAAACUAGGUGGAAAGUUUUACCUCGAGCUCAGUGUGAAGGAAUAAAGAAAUACAUUGUUGGUCUUAUCAUCAAAACCUCAUCAGAUGCUGCAGUAUUAGAAAAAGAAAAAACUUACCUGGGAAAAUUAAAUAUGAUAUUAGUUCAGAUUUUAAAGUACGAAUGGCCGAGAAACUGGCCAUCAUUUAUUGGUGAUAUUGUUGGUGCCAGUAAAACAAAUGAAUCUCUGUGUCAAAAUAAUAUGGCAAUUCUUAAAUUAUUAAGUGAAGAAGUAUUUGAUUUCUCUAGUGGUCAAAUGACACAAGCCAAGGCCAAGCAUUUAAAGGAUAAUAUGUGCAGUGAAUUUUCUCAGAUCUUCCAACUUUGUCAGUUUGUUAUGGAUAACUCACAGAAUGCACCCCUUGUAGGCUCAACUUUAGAAACAUUACUUCGUUUCUUAAAUUGGAUUCCCUUGGGUUAUAUCUUUGAAACAAAACUUAUCAGCACAUUAAUUUAUAAGUUUCUUAAUGUACCACUCUUCAGAAAUGUGACAAUGAAAUGUCUCACAGAGAUAGCUGGUGUACAAGUAUCUAACAUUUAUGAUGAACAGUUUUUACAGUUAUUUACUCUUACCAUGAAUCAGUUAAAACAAAUGUUGCCUGUUGAUACCAAUAUAAGAGAAGCAUAUCAGUCUGGUACAGAUGAUGAACAGAACUUCAUACAAAAUCUCAGUUUAUAUUUAUGCACAUAUUUACGGGAACAUGCACAGCUAGUGGAGAAAAAGUUGGAUCUACAUCCCCUUCUUAUGGAUUCAUUACAGUACCUUUGUAUGAUAUCUGAAGUGGAAGAAGUAGAAAUCUUUAAGAUUUGUUUGGAAUAUUGGAAUUCAUUAGCAUCAGAAUUAUAUAGAGAAAGUCCUUAUUCAGCAAAUACCUCUCCUCUCAUCCUUAAUAAACAGCAUGGAGAAAUGCCUGCUCGAAGACAAUUAUAUAAUCCAGUUUUAUCAAAGGUGAGAAGAGUGAUGAUAUCAAGAAUGGCUAAACCAGAAGAAGUUUUAGUUGUUGAAAAUGAUCAAGGAGAAGUUGUAAGAGAAUUUAUGAAAGACACAGAUUCCAUUAAUUUGUAUAAAAAUAUGAGGGAAACAUUAGUUUACCUAACACAUUUAGAUUACUCUGAUACAGAAAAUAUCAUGACAGAAAAACUUCAUAAUCAGGUUAAUGGGACAGAAUGGUCUUGGAAAAAUCUAAACACGUUAUGUUGGGCAAUUGGUUCUAUUAGUGGUGCAAUGCAUGAAGAUGAUGAAAAACGAUUUCUAGUCACAGUUAUCAGAGAUUUAUUAGGGCUAUGUGAACAGAAAAGAGGGAAAGAUAACAAAGCUAUCAUUGCCUCUAAUAUUAUGUAUGUUGUUGGCCAAUAUCCACGAUUCUUACGAGCUCAUUGGAGAUUCUUAAAAACAGUUGUCAACAAAUUAUUUGAGUUUAUGCAUGAAACUCAUGAUGGUGUACAAGACAUGGCUUGUGAUACAUUUAUUAAAAUAGCACAGAAAUGCCGUCGUCAGUUUGUACAGAUACAGGUUGGAGAAGUUAUGCCAUUUAUAGAAGAUAUAUUAAAUGGUAUUAACACUAUUAUUUGUGAUUUACAACCUCAACAGGUUCACACAUUUUAUGAAGCUGUAGGAUUAAUGAUCAGUGCCCAGACAGAGCAAGCAGCACAAGAACACCUGAUAGAAAGGUAUAUGUUGUUACCUAAUCAGGUGUGGGAUGGUAUUAUUAAUCAAGCUACCCAGAAUGUAGAAGUGCUGAAGGAUCCAGAUGCAGUGAAACGACUGGGUAAUAUUUUAAAAACCAAUGUCCGAGCAUGUAAAGCUUUACAACAUCCAUAUGUUGUCCAGUUGGGAAGAAUCUAUCUGGAUAUGUUAAAUGUUUAUAAAGUAAUGAGUGAAAAUAUCAGUAGUGCUAUAGCUACAAAUGGUGAAAGUGUUACCAAGCAACCAUUAAUACGAAGUAUGAGAACAGUUAAAAAAGAAACAUUAAAGUUAAUAUCGGGCUGGGUUAGCCGUUCUGCUGAUCAUCAGAUGGUUGCUGAGAAUUUUAUUCCACCAUUAUUAGAUGCAGUGUUGUUAGAUUAUCAGAGAAAUGUACCUGCUGCUCGAGAACCAGAAGUUUUAAGUACCAUGGCCACAAUAGUCGAUAGACUAGAGAACCACAUAACAAAAGACAUACCACAGAUAUUUGAUGCUGUGUUUGAGUGUACAUUAACAAUGAUAAAUAAGGAUUUUGAAGAAUAUCCAGAACAUAGAACCAAUUUCUUUUUAUUGCUAAAAGCUGUCAAUUCACAUUGUUUCCAAGCUUUGUUGAAUAUCCCAGCAGCACAAUUCAAACUGGUGCUUGAUUCAAUUAUCUGGGCGUUUAAACACACCAUGCGUAACGUGGCCGAUACAGGAUUAGAUAUUCUCUAUGUAUUAUUACAAAGUAUUGCUAAACAUGAGGCAGCUGCACAAAGUUUUUAUCAAACAUAUUUUACAGAAAUAUUACAACAUCUAUUUUCUGUUGUGACAGAUAGUUCUCAUACAGCAGGUUUAACCAUGCAGGCUACAAUUUUAGCAUACAUGUUCAGCACAUUAGAAAGUGAUAAAAUAACAAUAGCACUUGGCGGUGCCAGCAGUAAUUCAAUCCAAAAUGUUACAUUUGUCCAGCAGUUUCUUCUCAAUUUACUCAAAACUGCUUUCCCACAUCUAAAUGAAUCACAAAUUGAAAUUUUCAUUAAAGGUCUAUUCAGUUUUGAUAGAGACUUUGCGGCUUUCAAGGAACAUUUACGAGAUUUCUUGGUUCAGAUCAGGGAAUUUGCUGGUGAAGAUUUGAGUGAUUUGUUUUUAGAAGAAAGAGAAGGAGCAAUCCGACAGGCACAAGAUGAAAAACGUAAAGUUCAGCUGUCUGUACCUGGUAUUUUGGGACCACACGAACUUCAGGAAGAUAUGCAGGAUGACUAGUUCACAUCAAGAUAUCUUAAGAAAAGAAAUGAGAUAUUUUCAAAUCAAAAUCUAGAUUAAUCAAUCAUUCGAAACAUGACAGAGAAUAGAGGAUAUUAUCACAUUAGUUAUAAAAUAGUGUACAACAGUGCUAAAAAUCAACUUAUGCUGAAAUGAUAAUCUGUGAACAGUUACCAUCUACGUUUAUAGUAUCAUGGAAGUGUCAGCUGAUAUCAAAAUAGAGAAUCAAGUUAGAAUUCCUGUAUACUAUAGAAACAAUAAAGACUGGGUUAGGUGUGUUGACUGGUCCUACUAGAUUGUGAUAAAUCAUUGAAUCAUGUCCUAGGGAUUUGUGUAAUGUGUAAGGAGGAUGUGAAAGCGAGACAUAAGAGAUAGAUUGAUUGUAUAUAUUCUGUGUUUAUAUUGUACGUACAAGUCGAUGUUAUUAUGUACAUUUAAUGUAUACUACAGACGAUGGGGUAAUGAGUUACCAUAGCAACAAUCAUUUAUUUCAAGUUCAUAUUGGACCAACAUUUAUCGUGGUAGUGAAGUUGGCAAUGGUUACACUAAAUGAGAAAAUGGACAGGACUUAAUCUUGCCUUGUUUUAGAGCCAAGAAGUGAGAGAGUCUACCACCACAAUGUUGUACUGAAUAAAUGAUAUUUUUUCCUUAUCAGGAAUGAAAAUUAUGUUUUUGUUAAAAUUGUCAUUUUACAUGAAAGAUAUUUAUUUCAUCUUCCAGUCAUUGUUUUUAUGUAUAGAAAUAUCAUCUGUUUGUCUUAUUACAUUGUUUGACAAUGCAUGAAGCUUAUUAUGUAUGUUGAAUUAUAACAUUUCAAAAAUGGAUGUUAAGGGCACACUGCAGUAAUUAUCACUUUUACCAAAAUUGAAAUGGCAAUCAACCAUUGAAUAAAGAUUGGAUGAAAUAAAGAGUUUUGAUCGGGUCAUAAUCACCAAAAAAAAAAAAUAAGAAACUAAAAUAUUUUUGAAAAUGCAUACAUUUCAGUGGACAAGAGCUAAAGUCUUGACCAAUGAACAGGUAGCAUUCCCAAAAUAUUUUUGUUUUUUUGAUCACCAGUUUUUUUGGGGGGGUAUGUUUGUUUUGUUUGUUUUUUUGUAAAGUAAAUUCUUGGAAUUACUUAUUUCACUUCAUUUUCUUUCUGAUAACCAGUACCACUUCAUUAAAGUCUGAUUAAGAUGAUUGUGCCUUUAAACUCUAUUUUUGUUUUUUAUUUAUAAGUUCUGUUGUCAUUUGUUACAUGACAGAAGGUUGUAAAAAGUUAACUUUGAUGGAUCUUUUAUAUAAAGAUUAAUAUAAUCUUUUUGUGGACUAAUUUUUUCUUGUGGGGAGUGAUAAUAAUAUAUUUUACCAUUUGGUAAUAUUAUUGUUUUUGUGUAAUUAUGACAUGUAUAAUAACAAUUAGAUGCUAGAAUUUCUGUUAUUUAGGGUCUAGGGAGUCACUUUCCAACUGCUUUUUUAAAAGGAUUGAGCUGUCAGCGCAGAUGCAGUUUUUUUGUUGUACUAAAUAGCUUUGUGCACAUUGCAUUAAAAUCUGUUAUUGACCUCAAGGGUUGAGAGAUUUAUUUCUUGUUUUGUUGACAACACAGUGAAAGACAUGAACUUAAUGUUUAGAGAUCCCUGAUCUCUUGUGUUCCUGAAGCAAAAUACUUUAUGGAUUAAAUGAUAAAUUUAUUGUUAGAAAAGCUAGUUUCUGAUAAUAAUUUUUUUUGACACAAUGCUUACGUAUUACAAAGUAAAAAUAUUACAUAGAAUAUUUAGUAUAUAUCUGAAUGGGAUUAAAUACUCAAUUAUUAACAUAAUUCUGUAAUCACUAAUGGAAAACAAGUCUUUUUAGCAUAUAAAAUGUUAAGUUGCCUUAAAUAUGAAAUUAAGAAAAGGUAUUCUUGUUAAAACUGAUUAUAAGUAAGCCUACAAAUAAUCAUGUAUAUUUUUUAAAUUUAUACAAAUUUCUUCUAAUUAACAUUUUGAACAUUCAAAAUUAUCAAUCAUUUAUUUAAAAUAGAAACCAAAUCAUAAGAUUGUCCAUUUGGAUGUUCAUUGGAAUACAUAUUUGUUACCGAGCCUAGAUAACUGUGAAUCUCUGAAAUAUUUGUUUUCACCAAAUUAUGUAGUACUGUGCAAAGUAUUAACUGUAAAUAUAUAUUUUGUCCUUUUGUGUAUUUUUAUUUGCCAAGUUUGAUAAUGCAGCAGUUAUGACAUCUAUUUGAUUAAAAUUUGACCUUGUUUGAGUUAAUUUCCAUUUAUCGCUAAAAUCAUUUUAAUGUAAUGCAUAGUCCAAAAUUAUUCUUGAAAAUCAAGUAAAUUUGAUGACUAAUAAAAAGUUUCCAAAAUUUUAA
Messenger RNA from Patella vulgata (common limpet), 5764 nucleotides. Its product is annotated as exportin-1. Gene Ontology annotation, cellular component: cytoplasm; nucleus. The record is from RefSeq and is a predicted model, not a curated record. Gene Ontology annotation, biological process: ribosomal large subunit export from nucleus; ribosomal small subunit export from nucleus; protein export from nucleus. The transcript has 26 exons. Gene Ontology annotation, molecular function: nuclear export signal receptor activity; small GTPase binding. The coding region runs from base 219 to 3428 and encodes 1069 amino acids. Lineage: Eukaryota; Metazoa; Mollusca; Gastropoda; Patellidae.